AUGGCCCCUGGUAUCUACACCCCCAUCCUCCUCAGGCUGUGGGUCACCGGGUGCGCCUUGCGCCACGCUGGAGAAGAGGGGACGGAGGCGGCGCCUCCAGGUGCCCUCCAGGUUUCCGAGGCCCCGAGCCCUGGGCCCUUCGGGAAGGCCCGCAGCGCUUUUCUGGAAGUGGAAUCGGACACCUUUGGGCAAAAAGAGGGGGUCAGCCUUGCGAGAACGGGGCGAGACCUAGCCCAUCAACCUGAUCUGCAUGAAGCCAACUAUCCUCCCUGCGAAGGACUGCCGAACAGUGGCAGCCACGUGAUUGGCGCUGCGCUGAACCUCAGCACCAGUUGCAGCUGGAACGGCCAUCCCGGGCUACAGGUGACCCUCGAGAAGCCCCUGAGCUUCCAAGGCAGCUUAGUCUUGACGGGGGAGAUACAGCUCAUGGGCACGGCGACCCAGGAGACCGAUGGACCAUGCAUCACGGUCCAUGGCAAGAUGUCGAUGAUAGCCGCGAACGUGAGCUUUGUUGGCUGCCGCAACGGAUUGAAGGAUGGCAAAGGCGGAGCUCUGUUCAUCCACGAGGAUCUGAUCGCCAGCAAAAGCAGCAUGAAGUUCGAAAACUGCGCAGCUCUUGGCCACGGCGGCGGCCUGUAUACUCAAGGAAGCCUCUUCCAAGAGGGUCGCGGCACUAUGGUCUUCGAGAGCUGCACGGCAGCAGAUGAUGGCGGCGGCGCGCAUGUGGUGGAGAAUUUCACACAGGGACCCAACAGCUCCGCCAUCUUCCGAAAUUGCAAAUCGCAACGGCGAAACGGAGGCGGCCUCCGUGCAUCCAGCUAUACGCAGGGAGCAGGGAGUUCGGUGCUCUUCGAGCACUGCUCGGCACGGUACGGCGGUGGCCUCUUCCUCACUCAGAGCUACAAGCAGGAACUUGGGAGUUCGGCGGUUUUCGAUAACUGCGAAGCAUCGAUUGAUGGUGGCGGCGUCUGCUUGCAGAAUGGUGGCUUCCGCCAGGGUCCCAACAGCUCUGUGCACUUCCGGAGUUGCGCGGCCACGCGCGGAGGCGGCAUCUUCGUGGCGCAGGACUACAGCUACCAGCAGGAAGUCGGGAGUUCGGCGGUGUUCCAUCACUGCAGUGCAACAAGUCGAGGCGGCGGCCUGUACACUGAAGGAAGCUUCUCUCAAGAGGGCCCGAGCACGGUGGUAUUCGAGAGCUGCACCGUGGAUACUGCGAAAAAUGACCGGGAUGGAGGCGGCGGCGCCUUUGUCAGGAACAUGAGUUUCGGUCGGAACUGCUCGGCGCAUUUCCGGGACUGCGCGGCGGCCGACGAAUCUGGAGCCGCUGGCUCAGGAGGCGGGCUCUUCUCCAAUGGCUAUCGGCAGGAAGCAGGAAGCUCAGUAGUCUUCGAGAAUUGCGCAGCCGCGUACGGAGGCGGUCUCCGUGCCGUGGACUUCCAGCAGGAAGCUGGCAGCUCCGCAUUUUUCGACAACUGCAGGGCAGAGCGGAGUGGCGGUGGCGUGAAAGCGCAAACGUUCUUCCGACAGGGGCCCAACAGCUCUCUGCGGUUCAGAGCCUGCACCGCCGAAGGAAGAGGAGGUGGCCUCACUACUGAGCAGUACCAACAGGAAGCCGGGAGUGCGGCAGCUUUUGAGGCUUGCUCAGCGGCGUAUGGGGGCGGCUUGAACGUCGAGAAGAGCUAUCGUCAGGAAGAAGAAAGUUCGGUGCUUUUCGUGAAGUGCACGGCAGAGGAGGGAGGCGGUGUCUGGGCGCCGAACUUCACGCAGGAGGGGCCCGGGAGCUCUGCCAAUUUCCGAGGCUGCCGGGCGGAGGGAAAGACUGCAAAAGCCACUCUGCAGCUUCGAGGAGGCGGCAUGUUCAUUGUCAACAGCUACCGGCAGGAAGCCGGUAGUUCGGCGGUGUUCCAGCACUGCACUGCAAAGCAAGGAGGAGGCGUGUACGUGGCGAAGAGCUAUCAGCAGGAAGCCGGAAGUUCGGCGAUGUUCGAGACCUGCUCUGCGGAGAAUGGUGGCGGCCUCGUUGCAGAGAGCUACUGGCAAGCCGUCGGGGCUUCGGCAGAUUUCGAGAACUGCACGGCAGAGAGGGGCGAGGGUGGCGGUCUUUACGCCACCACGCUGGACGGCCACGGCUCGAUGCACUUCCAAGCGUGUCGGGCGAAAGCAGGGGGCGGCCUUUGCACCAGCGAGCUGGAGGGCAAUGGCUCGAUUCACUUCGAGACAUGUCGAGCAGAAGCAGGCGGCGGCCUCAGUGUUCGACAAGGCGGCAGAGUGCACCACGGCGGCGUGCUGGAGUUUCAGGAGUGCAAUGCCAGUUUUACCGGCGGUGGGCUUUACUCCAGUGCCAGCCGAGGACAAUUUGGAAAGCUGCGGUUUGAGCGCUGUGAUGCUGCUCUAGUCGCGGCGGCUUUCGCAGCAAUUGAUGUCGAUGACAAUAACGUGGAAGUCCAGAUCCAGGAGCUCUGGCUGUUGAAUGGCGGCCGCAGCAAUCUCAAAGACCUGGUGGUUACAGGCGUCUUGACGAUCGGAUCUGCUCAUCUGACCAUGAAGUCCAAGUUCGGUGCCUACAUCCAAUCGCAGAACCUCGUUCUAGAAGACGUGGUUGAUUGCACGUGGACCACCACUUGCAAGUUCUCCGCGAACGUGGCUCAACGUGCGGGCUUCCGCUGCCCGUUGGGCGCGGGUUUGGUGGACUUCCGGAACUCUGACGACUUUGGCUGCUUCGCGUGCACCCCAGGGAAGACGCAGAUUCUGAACAUGACGACAAGGCCUUGCAGCCGCUGUCCAGAGGGAGCUGAGCAAUGCUGGCCCAGCCAACUCCAGAUGGAGGCGGGGAUGAUGGUGGAGCUGGACAAUGUUAGCCGCAGCUUCCAUUGCCCAAACGAGGCUGCUUGCCCUGGGGGCAGCGUGUCGCAGGGAAGACUGCAAAGAGCGAUGUGCGCAACCGGCUACCAGGGCCAGGGUUGUGCGACCUGCAGCGAACGCUACGCCGUUGCUGACAGGAGCGUGCUUUCCUGCAAAGGCUGUAGCGACGUUCGCCGGAUUCAGGUGAUCCAAUGGAUCCUUUUCCUGGCGCAGCGUACCAUCCUCUUCGGAAUCGGGGCAUUCAGUGCGCUUCUGGCCAAGAAAGCUGGCGAUUUGAAGAACAGCAGCAUCUACCUGAACCAGCUGAUGGCUUUCGCCACCAUCUCCAACACGAUCAUGGCCGCUGUUAUGCAGACGAAGACGGCGAAGAGCGUGAAGAGCCAAGCAAUAAACUUCUUCUUCGAUGCAACCAUAGCCAUGGACGAGACCGCUUCCGGACAAGGAUCCUUGCUCAGCGCCUCCUCGCAAUGCCUGUUGUCCUAUAUCGGCUACGAGAAGACCAUAUGGGGCUGCCAUCUGCUGGACAUCGUUGUGGCCGCGGUGCUCAUGGGCUCACUGUCCUUGGUGAAGGAUUUCCGCGCUGCGCUGAUCGCAGGCAUAAAUUGCUUUCUGCCUACUAUUGCUGCCGACUUCGGCAAGUACCUGGUGUGCUACCGUGUGGAGCGAAAGGAGCUGGUCUGCCCCUUCCUUCCGGGAAAUUAUGCGCUCGUCGGUGCGAUGCAGGUGCUUGUGGGUUUCAUCCUACUCAUGGGCGCUGCCUUUUGGACGUGGCUGAGCCUCUCCAGGUCAGAAGAGGAUCCCUUGCCCAGCCAUGUGGUCUUCCUGACCAGCAAGUAUCGACCAGAGUUCGCGCUUUUUGAGAUGGAGCGCCUGGCCAGGAAGACGCUUAUCACCUUCAUCGGCGCCUGCUUGCCGAUCGAAUCCGCUUCGGCGUUGCAGAUUGGAUGUCUAGGCGCGGUGGUUCUGGGGGCGCAGUUGCUGUACUGCCGCUGCCAUCCUUACCACAACUCCGAGUGGAACUGGAGCGGCUCCUUGAUGUCUUCCUCGCCUGGCGACGGACUUCGCGAUGAUGAUGGCGCGGCUGCGCCGCUAGAUCCCUGGGCAGAUGCUGCCCGGGCUGCUCAUCCUCCCGGCGACGUUGAUUCUCCCGAUGGACACGGUGACGACGGCGGCGGAUCCCGCCGUGCUUGGCGAAAGGGGAAGCAUUCGGGCGACGAUGUCCCGAAUGCAAAGGGGAACCCUGCGGACAGCAGGGACGAUGCCUACGAUGAGCCUCUUCCUCCCGGCGCGCCGCCGGAGGAGAAGUGUGAGUGGACAACCUACGUGGGCGACUUCAUGGUCCUCGGGCUGGAACUCCGGCUACCACCAUGGACACGCCUGGUCCGGGAAUCACGCCGUUUCCCCUGGGGACGGAAAUGGAUGGGAGACCUCGUGGACCCGCUCUACUUCGGCAAAUGCUUCCGGCAGCCCCUGGGAGGCCGAGUGGAACCAUUCGAACUCAGCGAAUACCUCGAGCGGCCCCUGGGAGACUGA
Symbiodinium sp. CCMP2592 is the source of this 4395-nucleotide messenger RNA. The record is from the annotation of a GenBank genome assembly. Lineage: Eukaryota; Dinophyceae; Suessiales; Symbiodiniaceae.